UUUGAUUUUAUAUUUAAUAUUUAUAUCUUCCUUCAAAACAGCCACAGCUGUGAUCGCUAGACCUCUUCUAUUAAUCGUUGUUUCUUUUGCGCACUUUUCUCAUCACUGCAGUCGAAUGAUCCCAUAUUAAAAUAAAAUUUACCAUUCUUGCCAUUGGCAGUUUCCAUUCUCGCGUCAGAAAUGCCAUGUGGCAGCUGGCGUAACUGCGGGACUGGUUCCUGAUUUGUUCACUGGAUCUUACGUCGCCUGACGCUGGGUCUUCCGUUGCCAUCAUGAAAUCUGCAGGCCGUAUUCAAAAUCCACGCUCCUUAAUCUCGCGUCGUCCAUCCACCCCAAACCGAGGACCUGCAGAAACCAGGCGUCAUCCUCAAAUCCAAAGUGCGACAGCUCUGCCGUUCCUUAUCGGGUACCUGUGCGAAUGGGGAUUCCGUAGAAGAAUUGGAGGAACUUUUCUGGAAUAAUAUCCUAAAUCCGGGACACAGUACGGGGACGCAGGAGUCGGUGGAUGCGGAGAUGCUGAUGGUGGAUGGAUUGCUGCGCUUUGGAGAAGCCUUCGCGGAACUCUUGACAACAUCCUUGUCGAAUGUGCUCGGUUAUGAAAAUGGCAAGGAUUUUCUGGUGUUUUUUUCCCUUCUGCGGAACUGGAAUGCGGGUGGCGACUCGUCCGGGAAAAGACCGAGGACAACCUUCGUUGAUGCAUGCAAUUACGAAAAGGCGUUCUGGAAUAUUCAGAAAGACCGACUGGAUGGCGAUUUUGCAGUAUCCCCGAGAGGAAUUUACGAACAACGAUCUGAAAUAUUUGAAAAUCUGAGAGAGAUAAAACCAGAAUAUGAAUCGCCUUCCAUACCCGUACGAGCCCAGCCAACUGCGUCAGUUAAGAAAGCCGGCAGCGCCGAACAAUAUCAAGCGGUUUAUUGGCGACUGUUUGUUUACACCGGAAGUUAAUCGUUUUCACAUUACUGCCUGCCAAGAAGGUUUCUCCGACACGGUGUGGCUGCUGACUGUUGGACAGUUCACUUCGGAAAUAGGGAAAUGUUUUAAGGGUCUUCCGUCGUCGAUAUUCGAACGGAAUGCUGACAAUGGCAUGUUUCGGGCGAUCCAGGGAUUUUGCGUGGAAGGACUGUCCAAAUCCGCCGUGGAAGGUGUCUGUAGUGAUGCAGCGUAUGGCGGAAGUGUAAUAUGGAAAGUGCGCUCGUUCUUGCAGUCUGCUGAUGAACGCCAGCUGCGUGAUGUGGGCAGCACUUUCCUCCAGUUUUGCUCGGCGGUGAGAACGUACCUAACAGCCUGGAGUUCCAAUGUGGAUUAUAAUCUAGCGGAAGUUCGGGGUGAUCUACUCAGAACCUGUAAUAUUCUGCGACGCUUCAGCCGGCCUUUGGAUUGUUUAUUACAGAUCUGCUCUGAGGCGGGUUCGCUUGUGGAUUCCCAUGGACUGCCCAACUGCAGUUACGCCCUACUGCAGUACUUGUACGACUGUGCGGAAGACUGUCUGGAAUCCGAACAUCUUUUUCCGUUGGUUGUAUUUCUCCUGGAUGAAACGGCCAAACCGUUCGCCAACUUCGUUUCGAAUUUGGCGCUGUAUGGUCGGUACGAUCGUUCAUUGGGAGAAUUUGGGAUCCUGAUCGACGAUCAACGGGAAAAGAAAUCGCCUGAAGUUUAUGGCAGAAUGAACUCUUCUCGACGGAAAUAAUCCCGACGUUCUUGUCAAAAUUCUUGCUGGAUGCGGCCACCAGCGGACGAUGUUUGCAUUUGAUCGGCGCCAUUGAUCGUCUCCAUCCCAUACUGCCGAAAGAGGGAGCCGCUCCCAUGUUCUGCAUUUCUGCGGCGGCAGAUGUAACAUCCUAUCGGGAAGUGCUAGAAAAUUAUGCAACUGGUGUUCGCCAGCGUAUCAUAGAUAAAACUGGAUAUUUUCGUCCGGAUCGAAUGGGAUCAGAAUGCAGCCUAAAGAUGGAUGGAUUGGUAUCGCAAAUCAGUCAACAGAGCGGUGAUUCAUCCGCUUUCCAAAAUAAUCUGCAACGAUGUCUCGGAUCCUUCCGAGCGCUUCUGCGUAACGUGAUUCUUCCCGUUUCCAGUAUUCAAACCGAGCUGGCUCAGUUUGCCCUGAUGGAUCUUUUCAUUAAUCAGCAAAAUCUCCUGGAUCAUUUACGCAUCCUCCACAAUUAUUUCUUCCUCACUGAUGGAGCAUUUUCCCUGGCAUUCGUAUCGGGUGUUUACCAAAGGGCUGCUAGAUUCCCGUUGAGGCCCUGUUUGGACAUAAUCGCUUUUCUGGAUAUCUUCGAAAGCAGCCUAAAUGUCUAUGAGGAGAAUCAGUCAGUUGGUUGGAUGGCUCUUGCUAAGAAGACUCUGGCAGUGACGAUACUGAGUGGAUCAAGCAACGGCCAGGAAAGAAUGCCGGCAUCGUACGAUAUUGCUGAUUAUCUCUGUCUGCAAUACGAGAUUCCAUGGCCGGUCGGGAUGCUGUUAACCAGCGCCGUUAUGGAGCAAGCCAACGGAGUUUUACGCGACUCCUCCGUAUUAAAGGCUGCAUGUGGGUACUGCAGGACGCCUUCUCCAUCCUGUCCGACGCCCGCUACGCCGAUGACAACGAGUCACAUCGGCAGCAGCUCAACAUCUUCCGCCACAAUAUGGCGCAGGUUAUCCGGGCACUGGACGAGUAUUUCAUGGAGAGUGUUACAGAGGAGGCAUGGGCAGCACUGCAGUCCCGGUUGAACAAUUGUCCACACUUUGAUCGGCUCCGUGAUGUUGUCCGUGAAUAUGUCCACAGUGUUCAUGCGCGAUGCUUCUUUCCCUCAUCGAAAAAAGCGGCAAAAUGCAUUGCUUAUAUGGUGCAGUGUGUUCUGCGCUUUGUGCAUCAGCUGCGCAGUGAACAUUCCUUCGCCGAACUGUCCAGCACGUAUCAGGAUUUCAGGCUGGUGUCAAGUUGUUUCUAAAUGCGCUGUCUAAAUCCACGGAAUCACCAGCGCUCUUAUGCUCCCGGUUAGAUUUCUGUGGUUUCUAUGAGACGAUGCCUUUGCCGUGGGACAUGGACAACACUUCGAAACGAUUAAGUUGACUAGUGUUCUCUUCGUUCUCUUUGGGUGUCACAUGUGUUUGUCGUCCAGUUAUGUUCGUUAAUUUUUUACUGACAUUCCUUGUAGCUGGAUUUUCGAUUCUGGUGCUUUCGUUUUGUGAUUUUCACUGUUUCCUCAGUUACUAAUGAGCUGAUAAUGAAAAUGCAAGCCAUAUUGCAUAAUGGUGAACCGUGUACAA
Molecule: messenger RNA, 3246 nt
Organism: Paramacrobiotus metropolitanus
Lineage: Eukaryota; Metazoa; Tardigrada; Eutardigrada; Parachela; Macrobiotidae
Exons: 13
Coding region: 1804-2706 (300 amino acids)
Biological process (GO): mitotic cell cycle; meiotic cell cycle; spindle assembly
Cellular component (GO): spindle pole; centrosome; equatorial microtubule organizing center
Molecular function (GO): gamma-tubulin binding; microtubule minus-end binding
Source: RefSeq, a predicted model, not a curated record